Messenger RNA from Drosophila biarmipes, 866 nucleotides. It is a transcript of the gene CCHa1, whose product is annotated as neuropeptide CCHamide-1. Gene Ontology annotation, biological process: neuropeptide signaling pathway. The record is from RefSeq and is a predicted model, not a curated record. The coding region runs from base 160 to 681 and encodes 173 amino acids. Gene Ontology annotation, molecular function: neuropeptide hormone activity. Lineage: Eukaryota; Metazoa; Arthropoda; Insecta; Diptera; Drosophilidae. The transcript is spliced from 4 exons.
CCGAUCAACAAGUGGCAAGUGGAAAGUCCUGCGACUCUGUGCAAACUGUUCGGUUCUGAAAAGUUGGCUAAAAGUUCCCAAAACUACUCGCUGCGGAAGCAAAUUAUAACUGACGUCGGACAUUUUGCGUGCAGAUUGCUAAACAAAAUCUAUUGAAAAAUGUGGUACAGCAAGUGCAGUUGGACUUUGGUGGUGUUGGUGGCGCUCUUUGCCCUCGUGUCAGGUUCCUGCCUGGAAUACGGACAUUCUUGUUGGGGAGCUCAUGGCAAGCGAUCCGGUGGCAAGGCAGAAAUAGAUGCUAAGCAGAAUCCUGGUCCCAAUUCCUAUGCAAUUGACAGCGUGGCAGAGCAACUGUAUAACAACAACAAUCAGAUCAAUCCAGAUGACACCAACGACGACGACAGUACAAAUAAGAAUAGUGCCGUCAACAUACCGCUGGCAGCUCCGGUCCUCCUACCGCGUCGAGAACCAGAGGAGCGCACCCGGACUGGCCUGAAGUGGACCCAGCUGAUGCGGCAGCAUCGCUACCAGUUGAGGCAGUUGCAGGACCAGCAGCAGCAGGGGCGUGGCAGGGGCGGCCAGUACGAUGCCGCCGCCGAGAGUUGGCGGAAGUUGCAGCAGGCGCUGCAGGCCCAAAUCGAUGCCGACAACGAGAAUUCAGUUUACGAUCCCACAAAGUGAACGCUUCCCAUCGCAAUGCCAAAUUGAAAUUACGCAGAUAACACGCUAGCUAAGCAAGAAGAACAACACCCACAUAGAGAAGAGCGAAAUUAAAAGAUAUUUAUCACACGCGAUCCAUUGCAUGCCGGACAUCAAUUAAAGAAAAUUCGAAAUUUAAAACAAUUAACCGAGGCAAAGGAGACCGG